AUGUCUCUCGGAAUCACCACGCAACAGCGAUCUGGCACCGUGGCGCGUCCCCUUCCUCACCGUGAUCCUGCGUGGCCGUCAACGACGGCGUACUGCCUGAUCGACCCUAACGACAUUUCGUUAAGCUACGACUUCUCCGCAUUCCCUCCGGGGCAUAUUUGGGUUUGCAUCCCGUACUCCGUCCUCGUCCCACGUCCGUUACGCCCAGGCUUGGAUGUUGGACGCACCGACGCUGUCAUAGAGGAUGUAGAUUAG
This is a messenger RNA of Schizophyllum commune H4-8, 255 nucleotides long. RefSeq lists its product as uncharacterized. The coding region runs from base 1 to 255 and encodes 84 amino acids. The record is from RefSeq and is a predicted model, not a curated record. The transcript has 3 exons. NCBI's taxonomy places the organism in Eukaryota, Fungi, Basidiomycota, Agaricomycetes, Agaricales, Schizophyllaceae.